UUCUCUCUCUUCUCUUCUCCACUGAAGAGAAGGAAAGCUCAGCUCGUAUUAUAAUAUACGAGAUCCGAGGAGGAGCGAAAUCGACAGUGCGGAUAGGCUCUCUCCUUCGGUCGCCUAAGAAUACGGGCGAGGAGAGUCCAAGUUUGGCUGUGGGGCGAGAAGCGGAAGCGGAAAGAUUGCAUCUUGGGUUGGUUUCUCUGUCGAAUAGAUUCUGGUGAUUUUUGUUCGUUUGAGUUAUUGGUCUGAAAUUUUGUGGUUUCUUUUGGCAAGUUGGGGUUCGGGAGAGGAGACUUGGUGAAAAUUGUAAUAGCUUUGGUGGAAAAGACGGACAUGAACUUGGUUCAGUCGGGUUCCGUAGUAGUAGGGUUUUGAGUUGAGGGAAUUGGUUGAGAUCGGACGGAGUUAUAUUUUUAUUUUCUUUUACCUUUUUCUGGUUGGAUUUUCUUAGAGACUUCGGUUAAUGAAUAUAGGUCGGACUUUUGAGGGUUUUGCUGCUGCUUUUGACCGACUUUGAGAGGAGAAGAUAUUUCUUGGUGCUCUAUCCUGUGCCGGCAAUUUCUUCGUUCUCCAAUCGCAUCAGUUGUACUCGAAAGGAUGGAACGAAACUUAUGGAGGAUAUGAAGAAUUGCCUUGCGUGAAAGCAUUCUUGAAAGACUAACUAGAAUUGCCCUUGCCCGUGAUCGUGUUCGACGAAGCCAUGAAAGGAUCAUCGAUGAAGGACACUGACAAGUGCCUGGACUCCCAGCUCUGGCAUGCUUGUGCCGGUGGGAUGGUUCGGAUGCCGGCCAUGAACUCCAGGGUCUACUACUUCCCCCAGGGUCAUGCAGAACAUUCCCAAGGGGUUGUGGACUUUGGGAAUCUGCAGCGGAUUCCACCUUUCAUACUCUGCCAAGUUACCACAGUCAAGUUCAUGGCUGAUCUGGAAACGGACGAGGUCUUUGCCAAGAUCCGGAUGGCCCCCAUCAGGAGUGGCAUCCCGGACUCAAUCGAAGAUGAAGGAUUGGUUCCGGAGAUGAACGAAAUCGAUGUGCAUGAGAAGCCCACUUCUUUUGCCAAGACAUUGACCCAAUCGGAUGCAAACAAUGGUGGUGGAUUUUCUGUUCCUCGCUACUGUGCGGAGACCAUCUUCCCCAGGUUGGACUACACAGCAGACCCUCCUGUGCAGAAUGUAAUCGCAAAGGAUGUACAUGGCAAGGUGUGGAAGUUUAGACAUAUAUACAGGGGGACACCUCGCCGACACCUGCUCACCACCGGAUGGAGUAACUUUGUAAACCAGAAGAAACUUGUGGCUGGGGAUUCCAUCGUGUUCCUUAGAGCAGAGAAUGGGGACCUCUGUGUUGGUAUACGGCGUGCCAAAAGAGGUGGGGUUGGCGAUAGCCCAGCGACGCAAUCAGCAUGGAGUCCCCAGGGCAGAAAUGGUGCGUCCAGCUAUGGUGGCUUAUCUGCCGUCCUGACGGAGGAAGAGAGCAAAUUGAUGAGAGGUAAUGACAGUCAUUCUGUAUUCAGCCGAGGUAUAAGGGGAAGGGGCCAAGUGAGGUCAGACUCUGUCGUUGAGGCAGCAACACAUGCAGCAAAUGGGCAGCCUUUUGAGGUUGUGUACUACCCUAGAGCCAGUACGCCGGAAUUUUGUGUAAAGGCCGCAGCUGUAAAAGCAGCACUGAGGAUCCAGUGGUAUCCAGGGAUGAGAUUUAAGAUGGCUUUUGAAACUGAGGAUUCAUCAAGGAUUAGUUGGUUCAUGGGAACUAUAUCUUCAGUUCAGGUUGCAGAUCCCAUAAGAUGGCCUAAUUCGCCAUGGAGACUUCUUCAGGUGACAUGGGAUGAACCAGACCUCUUACAGAAUGUCAAGCGUGUGAACCCAUGGCUAGUUGAACUGGCUUCAAACAUGCCAGCCAUAAAUCUUGGACAUCUCCCACCACCCAUAAAAAAGCAACGCGUUCUCCAGCAACCUCCAUUUGAAGGUCAAUUUCCAGUACCAAUGGUCUCUGGAACCCCCUCCGUCCCAAGGGGCAGCCCCUAUUGCUGCUUCUCUGACAGCGCUCCUGCAGGCAUACAGGGAGCCAGGCAUGCACAAUUUGAUAUAUCUUUAUCAGAUCUCCACCUUAAUAAACUGCAGACGGGUUUGUUCCAUGCUGGGUUUCACCGGCUUGAUCAUGCCACUCCACCCUCAAGGAUUUCCACGGGUGUUAUUGUUGGCAAUCCCACUAUUCAUGACAAGGUAUCAUGUUUGCUUACAAGCGGUCAUCCUUCUCAGGGCCUGAAUAAAUCAUGUAACAGAAAACUGCCACAGUUGGUGCUAUUUGGCCAGCCAAUACUGACUGAACAACAGAUUUCGUUGUGCAAAUCUGAGACUAUGAUCUUCGAUGAUGUUACUGGAACCAGCUCAUCAGAUGGGAAUCUCGAGAAGGCAACAAAUGUUUCUGAUGGUUCUGGAUUUGCAAUAAAUCAUAAGGGCCCUCUUGAAGCAUUCGCUCAUCGCAGGGAUCAUCGAGCUUUGGAGCUUAUUAUCGAGGCUGAGCACUGUAAGGUAUUUAUGGAAUCAGAGGAUGUUGGUCAUAGCCUUGACCUCUCUGUCUUUGGCUCAUAUGAAGAACUAUACGAGAGGCUUGGUGAUAUGUUUGGAAUUGAAAAAUCAGAGAUGAUAACCCAUAUGUUUUACAAGGAUGCAGCUGGUGCACUUAAACACGCUGGAGAUGAACCUUUCAGUAACUUCAUGAAGACAGCCAGAAGACUGACUAUAUUAACCGAUUCAGGAAACGCAACUCAGCAGGGUAGGGAAAGUCUCUUGCCGAUUGUAUAGUUGAACAGACCUCUUCUCAAAGUACCAACAUCAUAGGCACGCCAUUCUUGGAUGCUGUUUUUUCAAUGAUUCCAAAGCCAUUUUUCUGUAUAAAGUCAGUUCCCAGUAUGAACUUUUCAAUUGGAGACAAAUUAUUAUCAACUUUAGCAAAAUGGUUGGUCGAUUCUCUGACUGAGAGAGUUGAUGACGAGUUCUUAUAGUUUUAGCUGGCCUACGACUUUUUUUUUUUGUUGUGCAGAGAGAUGAAAACAUGAAGUUUUAUACUUGGUUAGUGUAAAUUUAGUCAACUCAAAAUAGUUGGCGUUGAGCUGGAAUGCUAGUUGGCCAUAAUGUUGCUGAAAAGAAUGCAGAUUCUGCAGAUUUCAUUAGCUCAUUAUAAUUAUCCCAGUUCCAUGUCAGUAUCACAUGGAUCAUUUUUUGAGACUUGGAAACACUGAAGACUGGAAUCCAGGUUCUACUGCUGCUCACUGCCCAGGGUGUUACGAAUUCAGAUGAUUGAUGACUAAUUGGCAUAUUUCUCAUUGCAUUAGUUUUUAGCAGCCAUCACCACUGCCUGAAUCAACUGAAGAGAGGCUUGGAAGCUGCAGUAGAAGAUUUUCAAUGCUUAAGAAGCUGCCAUUCAUCCAAGUUGAGUUCAUGCUUCAAUAACCAUCAUAUUUUUUUGUCAAGAAGGUAUGUAGAUCCUUGUCCCACCACACUUGCGUUCUGUGACAGAGAAGUGGAGUAUUAAACACACAAGCAGUAUGUUCCAAAUAUGAACUGUUUCAUUGGUGCAAGUCUCAACAACAGAGUUCUCAACUCCUGGAAAAGUGAGAUUUGUUGAAAGAAAUGUUCCAGCAAACUAUGUAGGAAAGAUAUCUGAUUCAACUAGAUAUGCCCCAUCUCACCUUUGCCUUCUUUGUUUGUGGUCUUCCAUACCCAUCUUUUAUCUUCACUGGCAUAAUUGCUGACUCUGCUAUUGUAUUAGUAUGGUUAUAAGUCACA
Molecule: messenger RNA, 3781 nt
Organism: Musa acuminata subsp. malaccensis (wild Malaysian banana)
Lineage: Eukaryota; Viridiplantae; Streptophyta; Magnoliopsida; Zingiberales; Musaceae
Product: auxin response factor 18
Biological process (GO): regulation of DNA-templated transcription; response to hormone
Cellular component (GO): nucleus
Molecular function (GO): DNA binding; protein binding
Source: RefSeq, a predicted model, not a curated record